Lottia gigantea (owl limpet) is the source of this 1734-nucleotide messenger RNA. RefSeq lists its product as hypothetical. The transcript is spliced from 12 exons. NCBI's taxonomy places the organism in Eukaryota, Metazoa, Mollusca, Gastropoda, Lottiidae. The record is from RefSeq and is a predicted model, not a curated record. Bases 1 to 1734 code for a protein of 577 amino acids. Gene Ontology annotation, cellular component: cilium. Gene Ontology annotation, molecular function: protein binding.
AUGACAGAACUUGCCUAUGAAGCAUCAGAUGAAGCAUCUGAGAAUGAGCUAUUGGAUAAAAGUUUAUCUGUUUGGAGGGGAUGGAACUCUAGUAUUUUAGAGGAUGAUUUUUCUCCUGUUAAAAUUGAUAUACAUACAGCAUCAAGUAUUGGUCAAUAUGAGUCUGUUAAAUCACUUAUCAAUAAGCAUGAUGUAGAUAUUGAUAAGAGAAAUCGGGGUGGUUGGACUCCAUUAAUGUAUGCUAGCUAUAUUGGUCAUGAUGCUAUUGCUAAAUUAUUGAUAGAUGCUGAAUGUGAUCUCAAUAUGAAGAAUAAUAAGGGACAAACACCAUUAAUGUUAGCUGCUAGUUGUGGAAAUGAAGGGGUUGGUCAUAUUCUUGUCAAGCAAGAGGCAGAAAUUGAAUCAAUAGACAAAAAAGGUUGGACAGCUUUGUUCCAUGCAACUAAUUCAGGACAUCAGAAUUUUGUUCGAUUUCUACUGAGUUCUGGUGCCAAUAUGGAUGCUGUGGUUCCCUCAACUGGUGUAACACCUUUGAUGGAGGCUGCUGCUGAAGGUCAUGAAAUUAUCGUACAAUUAUUCCUUCAAUAUGGAGUCAAUGUAAAUGUCAGAUCAUAUAAUGGUGAUAAUGCUAGAUCUGUAGCUUUAAUCAAUGGCUAUAUGAAGAUAGUGAGUCUAAUAGAUAAUCACCUGAUGCCAAUAUCAUCAUUGAGAAUAGAACAAAUUGAUUUUAGUUCAUCUGAUGAAAUGAUACGAAGACCUAGACCACAAAUUAUUAAAGGUGUUGGACCCAGUAUAAGAGAUGGCCCAGAUGCUAUAGCUAAAUUAAUAGAUAGAUCUAAAGUAAACACGAACCAUAUACCUACUUCCUGUGUACCAAAGGGGUAUGUGACAUUCCCACAAUGUUUAGGAGAUCAAGGGGAGGAUACUCAGAUAUCCUAUAGAGAUGUUACUUCACCUAUAAAUCCAGAAGAUUAUACUCUAGAUAGUUCAGGCGGUAAAGAGGACUCAAAUGCAUUUUCUAAAACUGGUGCUAUCACUAUAAAAAGUAGCUCCAGUUCCAGUGGAGGCCUUGUUGCAGCAUUAGGCCUCAGUCGUGAUAACAGUUUAGAAAGCGAUGAUUGUCCUAGUAAAAAUAAACUUGACCUGAAACAAACAGUGAAUACACAAUAUAGUAGUGUGUAUGGUGGAAAUUAUUCUACAAAUCAAACAGAAACCAACACUGGUUCAAUAGAUGAUCGUACCUUUCCUCAGUUCCCUGGCCAGCAGAUUAUACCACCAAACUAUCCACAUGACUUAUCUACGCUUCUAGAAAAUCAUGGACUUUCUAAAUAUUUACCUAUAUUUGAAGAACAAGAUGUAGAUUUAACUGUAUUUCUAUCUCUAACUGAUAAUGAUCUUAAAGAAAUAGGUAUCAAGUUAUUUGGACCAAGAAAAAAGAUGACUAAUGCUAUAGCUAGAUGGCACAGUAAUGCUCCUGUUUCUUCAACUGGUCCUGAGAGAGUGUAUGCUGACAGGUUAGAGGGUGAAAUGCAAGAAAUGGCUAUACAACUGAGUCAGGCCUAUAAUAAUGUUGAUAAACUUAAAGCCCAGAUACAACAAGAGAAACAGUUACGUUCAGUAACAGAGAGUUGUUUAUUAGAUCAACAAGAGUCCUGGCAGAAUAUACAUCAUACUGUCAUAGAAACCAAACAACACUGUGAUUUUAUGAAAGAUAAAUUAAAGAAAUUCAAGUAA